UAGGUCGGUUGUCAGCCAUUUUUCAGCCAAGUCUAUGAAAUUCGAUUUGAAAAGGAUAAAAAGAAAAAAAAAUAUACACAUCGAUUACAUGACUCCAAUAUUCUUCACUGAUACUUCGAUAUCACGUAUCAAAACGCAUAAAUACGUCAGUGUGCUUCGUAUUAGUUAAACAAUAUGUUUCCAGCAUACGCUUACUUGUCAGCUUAUGACAGACACAAGAAACUUAUAAAUGAUUAUUUAUUGUUACAUGGAAGUUCGGUAUCGUCCUUGAAACGAGACACGUCCCGAGAUAAGACAGACUACGACGUUAUUAGAGAAAACCACAGAUUUCUCUGGGAUGAAGAUAACGAUACGCCAGAGUCGUGGGGUGCGAAAUUAGCGAAAAAGUAUUAUGACAAAUUGUUUAAGGAAUAUUGCAUAGCUGAUUUAACGUAUUACAAACAAAAUAAGAUUGCCUUAAGAUGGAGAACGGAGAAAGAAGUAAUUGUUGGUAAAGGACAGUUUGAAUGUGGAAAUAAAAAAUGUAAAGUAAAAGAAGGGCUAAGAUCUUGGGAAGUAAACUUUGGUUACAUAGAACAUGGAGAGAAAAAGCAUGCUCUUGUGAAAUUAAGAUUGUGUCCUGAUUGCUCAGUGCAUUUAAAUUAUCGAUCGCAGAAACGCGAAGCGAAAAGACAUAAAACAUUGAGGAGAUUAGGAACGAACUUGGAAACCCGCGAUAGCAUACCUAGUACAUCUGCGGUAGAGAUUAAAAUUGAAGAGAACGAAGCCGUAAAUAAUUCUGAAAAAUCCAUUGAACAAACAGAAAAAGAUGAAUCGAAAAUUUGGAAAGAAAAACCAGUAGACAGUUUAGAAAAGACCAGGGAAGAGGAAUUCGAAGAAUAUUUAGCAGAUCUGCUGAUGUAAAGAAAACUGAAGUUUUCUCAUGGAACAAUAUCGGUGAUGUUAAAAAAUUGUUUAUUAACGAUACUAUCGAGGAAUAUAACAAUUUUCAUGCAUAACACUAGUCAUGUUUAAAUAAAUAUAACAGUUAUAAUCGUAUUUUUAUUUUGAUUGAUACAUGAUUCACAUUCUACCAUUAUAUCGCAUGGUAAUAAAACUUUUAUAAAUAAAAUAACUCUCGUUCGUUUAUAAUUGUGUUUGCAAAAAAAUUAAAUCUUCACAGUAUGAGAAAACCUAGCACCAGCCAAUGUAUAUGUAGUAUACAUACAUAUGUAGAUGUAUUUUGUAUAAUAAAUAAAUACAACUAUUUACUUAUUUUAUUACAGUCAAGAAUGUUCAACAACCUUCAUAAUAUAUAUACAGUUCAAAAAAUAAAAUCAACUUCUAGUUUGCCUAUCUGUGAAAUGUGAUCAAUUUAAUGGUUAAUGUAUUAUUUUAUAAUACAUUUCCAUGAGUUUUAUUACUUCAAAAUCUAACGAGUAUUAUAAUGUAUAAAUCAUUGCUGCCUGAAUGUUCACUAUGAACUAUUUAAUUUAUAAAAUUGAUUCUGGAAAUUAAUAAUAAAA
Molecule: messenger RNA, 1505 nt
Organism: Hylaeus volcanicus
Lineage: Eukaryota; Metazoa; Arthropoda; Insecta; Hymenoptera; Colletidae
Product: protein FRA10AC1
Exons: 4
Coding region: 175-903 (242 amino acids)
Biological process (GO): dephosphorylation
Molecular function (GO): phosphatase activity
Source: RefSeq, a predicted model, not a curated record